This is a messenger RNA of Solenopsis invicta (red fire ant), 2514 nucleotides long. RefSeq names its product protein ABHD18. Bases 137 to 1606 code for a protein of 489 amino acids. The record is from RefSeq and is a predicted model, not a curated record. The transcript is spliced from 8 exons. NCBI's taxonomy places the organism in Eukaryota, Metazoa, Arthropoda, Insecta, Hymenoptera, Formicidae.
UGUGCGCACGUCAAUGAUCCUUGCAUCGUGGAAGGGUGGAUCGUCUUUGUGCUUUGUCGCAACCGCGAGACGGCGUGAGACGUUCGAGCACCGGUGAACGGGUGAUAAGAAUGACACGUAAACGCGGGACCGGUCGAUGCCUUAUGUAAGAUGCGCUGAAAUCCUGAUACUCGCUCAACGACGACGACGACGACGACGACGACGACGCUAUCGUAGGGUCGACAAUCCGUCUCAUCGCGAUGCCGCCGAGCCGUUUAGACGCGGUCUACCGGAGUGUCCUGCUCACAAAAUUUUUCACGAAGGGCUGGGGCAAUCCGCAAAAUCUGAGAAGGACGAAGUUUGGUCAGACUGCCAUAUAAUCGAAGGCAAUUUUGAAUCACCUUUUGAGAAGCAUCUUCCAGGAAUAAUACCAGAUAAGGCCAAGACAGCUUACUUUCAGAUAAUUUUGCCAUCUAAGUGGAGCUCUCAUAAAAUAAAACCAAUCUGUUUGCACCUUGCAGGAACAGGCGAUCAUUUUUUUUGGCGACGUAGAAAUCUUAUCGCUAAGCCGCUACUCAAAGAAUCGGGGAUAGCAUCGAUACUACUAGAAAAUCCAUUCUAUGGACUGAGAAAGCCGGAUGAUCAAAAACGUUCCAGUCUACACAAUGUAUGUGACAUUUUUAUCAUGGGAGGCUGCCUGAUAAUGGAAUCAAUUGUUUUGUUAAAUUGGUGCGAACAGCAUGGAUUUAGUCCGUUAGCUCUCACUGGAUUGUCGAUGGGCGGACACAUGGCAUCCUUAGCAGCUACCAACUGGCCAAAGCCAAUUUCAUUAAUACCUUGUCUAUCAUGGUCAACUGCUUCGCCUGUAUUUACAGAAGGAGUAAUGAGCGCAUCGAUAAAUUGGGCACUUUUGGAAACACAAUAUUUUUCGGACAAAGUAUAUCAAAAUGAUCUCGCAAAGAUGGUGAAAAUUGUCGAUCACGAUGCGAGUGAUGCCUUUUUAGCUGGUCAACAUUUUGCCAAGCAUUAUCCUGCGAGCCUGAAAAGGGUAGAUAAAUUGAGAAAAGAGUCUAAGGAAAGCAACGAAGACAAUAAUAAUAUUACGGGUGAUGCAAUUAGUACAAAUUCGAUUAAUAAUCAUAAUAACGUUUCUACCAAAUCUAAGAGUGACAGCAGUAAAUUGCAAUAUCAGAUUGCAGAAGAGAAGGCAGCAGCCAAAAUAUUUCCUUUAAAUUUAAUUUCCAGCAGAUUUAAAUCAAAGGAUUCUAAUGCUCUCAAAGGAGUUUGUCUAUUACCAGUGCCGAAGCAUCCACUGUUUUCAGACAACAAAUGGCGCGAGCACGAGGCGUUGCAAUUUAUGCGCGGCAUAAUGGACGAGUGCACACACUUGAAGAAUUUCGAGACGCCUGUUGAUACUGAAUUAAUUAUUGCUGUUUGCGCUAAGGAUGACGCUUACGUACCGCGAGAUCAUUGCAUGAGUCUGGAAACGAUAUGGCCAGGGGCUGAAAUUCGUUACAUCGAUGCUGGACACGUCAGUGCGUACCUUCUUCAUCAAAAAGUCUUCAGGUCUACAAUAGCGGAAUGUAUCCAACGGUCUUUAAAAAAGUAUCCUGUAGAAGUCAGUUGAUGAGAGUUCGUAAAUUUUACUACAACUGAUUGUAUAUUUACUUCGGAACUGCAUUAAAUUGGAUUUGAUUGACCAACGAAUUACUUUCGAGUUUAUGAUCGACAUUUUUCUACGCUUAGGACUCAUGAAUUAGUACGCAUGAAUGAUCUAUUUUUAAAUCAUGUAACUGUCUGUUACAAAAGAGUACAAUUGUUCCAGUCAAUUCAAUCGAGUAUAUAACAAUCGAUGUUAUUAAUACAUAGAAUGAGCUAGAAUUUGUCAACAAAUGUUCCUACAAUAAUGAAACGAUAAUACAUGUGACAUAAUAUAGAUACAAAAGUUUUAACACGCUUGUACACGUGUGUACAGAGUAUUCCAUUUUAAUUUAAAAACUUAAAUAAACUCUUAAAUUAAAACAAGAAGAGGAAAAAUGGGUAACAAUUUUUUGAUUUUAAGGAAAAUAUUAAAUUAUUUUUUAAUUUUAUCUGGGGGUUGAUACGUUUUCAGUUAUCUAAAAUCAGUUACGUAAAUUUUCGUAAUACAAUUCUGUACAUAGAAAUAUAAAACUAGUGUCACAAAAAUAAAUUUCUCCCAAGAUAUUUAUACUUUACAUUUUAAUGUGUAUCAGAAUAAAUAUUUUGUAAAUUAAUUUUUAAUGAUGCCUUUAUAUCAAUAAAAAUUAAUUUAUGGAUUUAAAAAAUGUGAUUUCAAGAAAAGUGACUUAUACAUUUCUCUUAAGAGAUGUACCAGACGAGAUCAAACUAAAAUCAUUUUAUAAUAACUCAAAAUCAAAUAGCUUUCGUCCAUUCAAAUUCAAAUUGGAUACUCUGCAUAUAAAUAUGUAAAUAUAUAUACACAAAUUUAUGAGAUUUAUACACAUUUUCAAUGAACUACAUCUUUGUUGCAAUAAAUCACUGAUACUCAAAUAA